AUGGGAGAGAGGAGACCACAGCAGACGGGAAUGGGAGAGAGGAGCAGCGUCCCCUCCAGAAGUCCUAUGCCGCCUCUCUGUGUCGUGAGUCUCACUGGAAGUGCCUCCUCUUGACUCUUCUCAUGUACGGGUGUUUCGCCAUGCUGGGUUGGUGUGCAGUCUGCCGUGUGCCUGUCCUGGGCUCCGGGGAGCACGUGGUCGUCUCGGCUACGGCUGCCACUACCGCCACCUCCUCUGGCUUGCCUCAACUACACCUUGACAGCCCAUGUUCCAGUGGUUAUGUGUAUAUUCCUCUAGCCUUCCUAGCUAUGCUGUAUGUGGUGUAUCUAGUGGAAUGCUGGCACUGUUACUCCAAGACCGCCAUUUUGGCUCACGCGGAGACGGCAGAGGUGUAUGAGCGUGUCACAAAACUCCAGCAGGCCACUCCCUGUAUCUGGUGGAAGGCCAUCAGUUACCACUACGUCAGACGGACCAGACAGGUGACCAGGUAUCGCAACGGAGACGCUUAUACCACCACACAGGUGUACCAUGAGAGGGUUAACACCCACGCCUCCAGCUCUGAGUUUGACUACGGUCGCCACCAGGUUAAAGAUGUCUCCAAAGAGCUCCAGGGCCUUCAGGAGCAUCCGGCUGUCAGGCUCCGCUUCACCAAGUGUUUCAGUUUCGCCAGCGCCCGUGCGGAGGCUGCAUACCUCACCCAGCGAGCACACUUCUUCGGAGACAACGAGGGUCUGGAUGAUUACAUGGAAGCGCGAGAGGGGAUGCAUCUAAAGAACGUUGAUUUCCGGGAGCAUAUCCUGGCGUUCCCGGACCCAACCCGGCAACCGUGGUAUUCCCGACCCCGUGUCUUCUGGCUAGCUUCAGUGUUCCUCUUCUCCUGGCCGCUCCGGGUCGUGUCGGAGUACCGCACGGCGUACGUACACUACCACGUGGAGAAACUGUUCGGAGAGGAGACGAUCCGUGAGGACGGAGGAGGCGACGGAGUGACGGAGAACGGAGGAACGACGGGAGGAGAGAGGAGUGCCAACGGCGGGUCGAGCUACAGAGCGAUAUCGCGGGUGAACACGGUGGACAUGACGGAGCUGGAGUGGCAUAUUCGCUGUAAUCAACAAAUGGUUCCUUCGUAUUCCGAAGCUCUUCUCAUGGACUUGGAGAGAGAGAGUAAUGGAGGAGUCGGUGGAACAGGAGAAACUAACACCACCACCUCCACACCUGGAGCUCCAGGCUCAGACCCCAUCCAGGGGGGCAUCCCAGCUGGUAUGGCCCACCCAGUGGCCUUCUCUUCGGCUUACCUCCUCCAGAGCUGCCCCCGGUGCCGGAGAACCACGUCCAGCUCCAGCCUACCGUCCAGGCUAAGGGCACCGACAGGGAAUCAAGCUCUGCUGAACGGCACCGUGGCUGAGAUGAGGUACGAAUGUUGA
Oncorhynchus gorbuscha (pink salmon) is the source of this 1421-nucleotide messenger RNA. Its product is annotated as transmembrane protein 151B-like. Bases 123 to 1421 code for a protein of 432 amino acids. The transcript is spliced from 7 exons. NCBI's taxonomy places the organism in Eukaryota, Metazoa, Chordata, Actinopteri, Salmoniformes, Salmonidae. The record is from RefSeq and is a predicted model, not a curated record.